AUGUUGCCAUCAGUUGUAUCACAGCGAGCUCACCAAAUGUGGCUUGUGGUUGCUCUCUUGAGUGGCAUCAACCUGGUGGAGUCCAACACUGUGAAGGUGUUGAUGCUACACAACUCUGCCCAGAGCAACGCAGGUUGGAAAGAAGGCUUCUAUGACUUUUUCGUGCCGCAGAUAAACGCACAAGGUUUCACCAUAGCGGGUGGGACCCAGCAGUACACCCUGGACGUGACACUCUGCGAGGAGGAUCUCUCAGUGGACCCCUUGCCGAAGGUCACCGCUUGCGUCGAUCGAGCGGAGAGUGAAGGUGUCGAUGCGAUCGUGGUCGGAACCUCGAGCUCCAACGACGACAUUAAGACCGCUGCAGAGGCGUACUCAAUUCCCAAUUUGCACUGUUCAGGUGGGAACCCCAUGUCUUGGACCGCGGCGACACCGCAUGCCUUCGGCCUGCAUCUGCCAUUUCCCUGGUAUUCCAGAGGUCCGAUCCGGCAGGCUGCGCUCUUGGAGCUCAAGACGGUUGUCGUGAUCCGGAACUACGACUGGGGGUUUCCGCGCAUCUCCGCGGUCGCCGCAAUGGAGUGGAGCCUUGAAAGCUCUCUGCAGGUCAUUGGGCCGACGGCGGCCUGGUGUGAGAGGUGGGCCGACAAGACGACAACCUGCGCCUUGCAGAAUGGCAACUGCCGAUGUGGAACCCAGUCGGAAUUUGACAACAUGGGGUACAAGUACAACGUUGCAGAUAUGCCAAGCUUCUACGAGGUCUCUGAGGCUCUGGUUGUAGAGACCGGUUUUGACACGCGCGGGUCCGGCAUUUCUCCGGCUUUGGUCCAGUUUGUAGAGGGGAUCAUCGAGGACGUUCGGUCGCAAGGGGCAGAUCCUGACAUGGUCGUGAAUUGGCUUGCUGCCGCCCGCAGUGGCUUGAUGGCCAUGAUGAAUCAGAAGUUCGGCUACCGAAUGUAUUUCGGAGGGCCCAACUAUCCCGGAACUGCUUGGAACGGUUACGAGUCUUACUGGAGCAACGGUUCCGUUGCUCUUGGAAAAGACGAAGCUUUGUACAACAUUGGGGGAGGUCAGUGGCACCACGAAAUGGGCUUUUCCGAUCCCAUCUUCGGCUCUAGCCAGCAGAUGAACGGGGUGUUCUUCCAGCAAUUUGGCAAGUACCCGGGCUAUGAUGCGGCGGCCUGUAUGGCCGCGGGCAUCUCUAUCACCUUUGGCCUUUCGAAGUACGGCCAAGCAUUGGAUGGCCUCACUUUGGCCCAGCGUCGUGAGGAAAUCCGCAUGUCCGUGGGCACACUGAACGACGAGACCUUGUACGGACAGAUCCGCUUCAACCGCUUCAACCAGAACAAUGGCCGCAUGAGUGUGAACUGGCAAAUCCUGGAGGAUGGCGGCACCAGGCCCGUGCUGCCGCCGGAGGCGGCAGCGACGCCUUUCCGCUUCCCGAGCCCCAGCUGGGAUGCGCGGCUGGGCUGCCCAGCCGGCACCUACGCCGGUGGCACUGCAACCCUUGACGUUCCCACCGAGUGCGUCCGCUGCCCUGAGGGCAGAUUCCGCAACUCCGCAAGCCAAGGGCUGAACUUUUCGCAGUGCGAGCAGUGCUCCGCGGGCCUGGGGACCAUGCCCGGCGUGACCGGGUCGACUGAGUGCGGCACUUGCCCCGCGGGCCGCUACCAGAACGGGGAGUCCGAUCGGGGAGUUUGCAACCAGUGCCCUCUGGGUACUGCGAGGGACGGCAACAGCACGGCAGGGUGCAGUUUGUGCGAGUCAGAAACUUAUGCCGACCAAAGAGGUUUGGAAGUGUGCAAGCCUUGCCCAUCCCGUAGUUCGCAAUCAGAUGUGGGACAGACUUUCUGCAUUUGUGACGUGGGUGCCUACAAAGAUCCGGAGGACGUAACCCCCGUAGGCACUGUUCGAAGCUGCUUAGCAUGCGAUCUCAUCCUCCCGGGCAGCACGACCCUGUAUCCCAGCUCCAAGCACAGUCACGAGUGCGUUUGCCCUCCUGAUACCUUUUGGCACCGGAGUUCUGCAACGACGAAUGUGGCGGAAUGCAAGCCGUGCGGGCUGGGCCUCAACUGCAAGGGAGGACGCAUGACGAGCGGUGGCCGCCGACUAAAUGCAAGCAUUGCCCCUCACCAUCCUCCUCUGCAGGCUAAGGGGUACUCUGCUGGAGCCCCAGCCUACGAAGGUGCUGAUCCAUCUUACAUCGUGGAGUGUAGCAGCAGCGUCCGCUGCCCUGGGGACAUGCCGCUUGGUGAAUGCCCUGGUGCCAACGAAGGUGUAGCCUGCCUCACCUGUCUUCCAGACAACUAUGACGACGGCUCGACCUGCGUGACCUGCUCGGGUGGCGGCUUUACCAUUUGGCCAUUGUUUGUGGCCUUGUUUGCCGGGUUGGUAUUGGUGCUCGUCCUCUACAAGUUUGCAACGAAAGUUGACAAGCCUCACAGAGACUCGUUGAUGACUGUGACGAUUGGAGCUGGGCUUGCCAUUGCCACCGUUCAGACUUUGUCUGCAUUUUCCAAGGUCGAGGUGCAGUGGGUCGAGCCAUUGAAGACACUCCGUGGGUUCCUUUCCUUCCUGACCUUUGACAUCGGCAUCCUCCGUCCGGGUUGCUGGUUCGGGAACGUUGACCCUCUGCAGAACUACAUUGGAUCUUUGAUCAUGUACCCCAUGGGGGCCGGUUCGGUGAUGUUGGCCUUUGCCAUUGCGAAGUACUUGCUCAAAAAGGAAAUAACUUUAAACCAGGUUAUCAAUGCCCAGGGCUUGAUCGUGUCGGCAGUCUUCAUUGCCCUGACCUUCUUAGCUGUGAAACCUUUUCAAUGCAUCGGAAACCCUGAUGGGACGUCCUCCCUCGCAGCCUUCCGGGAUGUCAUUUGCUGGCAGGAUGCCAAUCACUGGGGCAUGGUCGGCCUCUCACUGCUGCCUUUCUUCGGCGGAGUUGUAACCUUCAUGGGCCUCGUGAUCUGGGCUGUCAUUCAAUACCCCAUGAAGGUGGCGAAGCCAGGAGGCGUCAACUUCGUGAAGCGCUGGAAUUUUAUGUUUGCCCGCUUCAGCCCGACGGCUUACUACUUUGCCUUCGUGCUGAACACGCGCAACCUCUUGAUCGGCCUCAUCCCAGUGCUGUUGGUGGAGUUUGCUGAGCUCCAGUUUAUCUUCCUCACGGUGACUGUGGCAGUAUAUACUGUUUUGCAGGCGCGCAUCUGGCCUUGGCGCACGCAGAUGUCAAACUACAUGGACUCGUGCCUCGCGCUUUUCCUGAUCACUGUCAUUGUCGUUGGCAGCAUGCUGCUGGACUUUGAUGUGCAGAGAGGCACAGUGUUCAUUCAGAUCAUUUUGAUGAUUGGCACCGUGCUGGCGUUCAUCGGCUUGGUUAUCCUUUUUGGCACGGCGACAUACCGUGCAUACCGACCUUCGCGAACCUAUGGCAUCUUCCUGAGCCAUCACAAGCUGGGGGCCGCCGUGUUGUCCAGGUGGUGGAAGAUGAUGCUCACCGAGCACAUCAAGGACAAGGUCUUCUUGGACUCAGACGACGUCAACAAGCUGGAUGCGAUCAUCGACGUAACUGCAUGGGACUCCACGAAUGUGGUUGUGCUCAUGACUCAGGAGACCUUGAAGAGGAUGUGGUGCGCUGCAGAAAUUGCGAGCGCAUGGGCGGCGAACACCAAUAUUGUACUGGUGAGUUGCGACGGCAAUGGCUUCUCUGAUGAGCUGAUCGAAUCGCUGCCUUCUCUCUGGACCGAAGAGCAGCAGGCAACGCUUGUCAAUGCUGGUGUCACAAUGAAAAUGAUUGUGGAUUCCUAUGAAGGACUGAAAGUGCGAACGCCCAUCAAGUUGAUUCGCAAGGGUGCCAAGACCAGCGAGCACGAGCAUGCAGUGCAACUUGCAUUGGCCCAGUGCAAAGGCCUCAGCAAGCGGCUGUUCAGCCGGGUAACCAAAACGGCAUCCAAGGAGGAGGAGGCCAGCGCCAUGAUGAUGCUUGGAGACUUGACAACACCAGAGUCGGGGAGCUGUUGCAAGGUGAUCCAGUCCAUGCUCCAGUCCAAGCUGCAGGAGUCCGUGGCUGUCUUGGAUCCGGAGAUUGAGGUUUCAAACUUGGACGUGCUUGCCGAGAAGUACGCGAACGCGAAGGUGAUCCUCGUGAUCCUCACCCAGGGAUUGCUUCAAGACGUCCUCUUUGCAAGCGCAUUAGCAGCUUGCCCUGUGGAGGUCCGCGGGAACUUGGUUCCUAUCAAGGCAGACGAAAAUUUCAUUUACCCCGACCCUACCUUCUGGGAGAAACUGGCUGCAGGGCAAAUCUUCUCGGCUGCCCAGCUCGCCAAAUACCACACUGACUUCGAAGGGGUGAGGGCUGCCUACGCAAGACUCUUUAACGUCCUGGCGCUCAAAUUCACCUCCCACGGAAGUGAAAGCAUUCAGACGACCGAAAUUCAAGUCAUGAACGGGCGCUUGGCCCCCAUGCUGUCAGCCGGCAAAGUCGAGGUGGACUUGAAGAAAUCCCCGACGAAGCAGGCAUCAAUGGAGGUCGAUGAGGCUGAUAAGGUGGAGGAGCCUGUUUCCGACGACUACGGGUACCCAACGAAGGAAGAGAUCAGGGAGGAGGAGCUGUGA
Messenger RNA from Symbiodinium natans, 4599 nucleotides. Lineage: Eukaryota; Dinophyceae; Suessiales; Symbiodiniaceae. The record is from the annotation of a GenBank genome assembly.